CGUUCAUCCACCACCACCUCACUGUGGGAGAAACAAGGACUGCUUGACGUUCUUUUGCUCUGUUCCUGAACGUGACAACUUGUCAUUAAUUUAUGUAAAGAGAUCUUACAAUGCGAAAGCAGAUACAUAUAAGAAAAUAUACCGAUAGCCUCAGCAUGGCUAACCUAAUUUCUAACUUAUCUAAUGAACAAAAACAGCAGCUCUGUGCUUUACUGGGUGAUGUUGAGCUGACUCUUCUCUACAAAGCUUCUGUUCAUGGAUAUGAUGCUUCAGCCUUCCACCAGCGCUGUGACCGCCAGGGACCAACUUUAGUUGUAGCUUACAACUACUCAAGCUACGUCUUUGGAGGAUAUACUAGUGUAGAUUAUACUCAAAGUGGACAGUGGAUUACUGAUGACAAGGCUUUCCUGUUCAACGUUACUAAGCAUGGUGGGAACCCUUUAACCAUUAAAGUUAACAGUGGAUGUUACGCACGUCUUGAUGACUCAGAAGGGCCCAACUUUGGCCAACAGCUGUUAUUUUGCUAUAACAGCCAACCAACUAUAUAUUAUCAAGUUUAUCGAUCAGGUUCUUUUAGUUUGAAUCCUUCAACACUGUAUGGAAACGACACUCAACUGAGUGAAUGUGAGGUCUACAAAGUGACACAGACUGUCUCUCAGGUUGCGGAUAAGCCAUGGAGGAAUGUUCUGUGGAAUGAAAAACAAAAACAAGAGCUUAUGAAGAGCAUCAGGAACUACAAACCCCUGGAGUCCUCAGUGAACCGUAUCCGAAUCCUAACGAUUGGUCCUGUAGGUGCUGGAAAAUCCAGUUUCUUCAACUCCAUCAACUCCAUCUUUAUGGGUCGCAUGACCAGCAAAGCCAUGGCGGGAUCAUCAGGCACCAGUCUCACCACACAGUUUCGCACAUAUCCAGUGAAAGAUGGCCGUGAGGGAAAGCCGUUACCAUUUGUGUUGUGUGACACUAUGGGACUUGAGGAGCAGUCGGGUGCAGGUCUGGAUAUUGAAGACAUCAGCAGCAUUCUUCAAGGUCUCAUACCAGACCGAUAUCAAUUCAAUCCGGUUGCAGCAUUUCAUCCUAACGAGCAAAAGGCGUCUAGAUCUGCACCUCUACAGGAGAGGAUUCAUUGUGUGGUUUACAUCAUGGACACCACCAAAGUCUCCCUCAUGUCCAGCAAACUGGAGGAAAAACUCGCUGCCAUACGCAAAAAAGUGAACUCACUUGGCGUUCCUCAGAUCGUCUUGAUGACUAAAGUAGAUGAAGCGUGUCCUCUGGUGGAGGAGGAUCUUGAAAAGGUUUACAUCAGUUCCUACAUUAAGACAAAGGUACAGGAGGUCAGCUCUCGGCUGGGUGUUCCUGUGUCUUGUGUGUUACCCGUGAAGAACUACAGUCAGGAGAUGGAGCUCAACCUCAGCUGUGAUGUUCUGCUUCUCACUGCUCUACAGCAGAUGCUCAACUACGCUGAAGACUAUUUGGAUGAUGUCGAUGCCAGUUAGAGCAAAAUCAUUAAAUGUAUUUUGACGUAAUUGUUUAUUUUUGUCUGCAUUAUGAAAACAUGUUUGCAUGUUUUCAGUAAGCUGAAAGAUGACGAUGCUCAUAUUCAGAAUAGUAAAAUAUAAUGCAUGAGCUUUUUCU
Messenger RNA from Triplophysa dalaica, 1632 nucleotides. Its product is annotated as interferon-induced protein 44-like. The transcript is spliced from 8 exons. Lineage: Eukaryota; Metazoa; Chordata; Actinopteri; Cypriniformes; Nemacheilidae. Bases 111 to 1493 code for a protein of 460 amino acids. The record is from RefSeq and is a predicted model, not a curated record.